This is a messenger RNA of Stegastes partitus (bicolor damselfish), 1137 nucleotides long. It is a transcript of the gene ribc1, whose product is annotated as RIB43A domain with coiled-coils 1. The record is from RefSeq and is a predicted model, not a curated record. The transcript has 7 exons. NCBI's taxonomy places the organism in Eukaryota, Metazoa, Chordata, Actinopteri, Pomacentridae. Bases 1 to 1137 code for a protein of 378 amino acids.
AUGUACAAAGUGGAUCUGCCUGUGGACCAGACUGUAGAACAGGCUGUGGAGAGGAGGAGAGCUGCAGAAACAGCACGCAAAAGCCGCGUCUUCAACACCCGGCUCCGUGUGAUGGGCCUCGACCUGGAUGCUCUGAACCAGCAAGUCCAGGAGAAAAAACAUCAGCAAGACAUGGAGAAACAACGGGAUCAAUCUUUCGAUAAGCUGAGAAAAUAUCAAGAUGAAGCACUGCUGCAGCAAAACAUGGAUGAAAAAGAGAAACGAGAGGCUUUGCAUAUUGAUCUGACCCAGUAUUGGGCCACUCAUCAGCGAGUGGAGGACUCUCGUGAUGCUGAUCUCAAAUGUGGCCUGAAGGAGGCGUUCAAGAGCACCAUUCCAGAGAGUCAGCUGGGGCCUGCCAGUAUGCAAAUCUUUCAGGGAGAGGGUGUCGGAGAGAAGCAAAUGAAGAGAGAACAAAUGAAAAGGACAGAAAGAGAUCUGCAAGUACAGAUGGAUGACAAUGAAAGAAGGCACAUGGCAGCCAAGCACAGAGAGAUGCUCCUGAGCAGAGAGCUGGUGCAUAAAGACCUAAGGGGUGUUCAACAAGCUGCACUAGAGGAGGAGUGUAAGAAAGCUGCCCGCCUUGCGCUCGACAACUACAAUAACGCUCUGGCUGUAGAGCGAGCAGAGAAAUUGAAGGAGCAACACCGGAAUGAGGAAAGGGAGAAUCUCGCAGAGAUGUGGCACACAAUGACAUCUGACAUGAUGACAGAGUGUGCAGAGGCAGCAGAGAGACAUGUGGGAGGAGGGAAGGCACCACAGGUUCUGCCAGACAGGUGGAAGGGGAUGAGUCCUGAGCAGCUGAGAACCAUCCACAGGGAGAGGGAAGAGCAGCGCCUUGAGAGACAGAGACAGCGUGAUGCUGAGAAGCUUCAGGAGGCAGCGUGGGACCUCCAGCUGCUGAAGCUAUCCAGAGAAGCAGAGGAGGAGGAGAGGAGGGCGGCAGACCUGAGGAGAGAGCAGAGGAUUCAGAUGGACCAGUACAACAUGCAGCUGACCAGAGAGCAGCAGGCACAUCAGGAGUACCUGAAUAAGAAGCUAUACACCAACAAACCUACCAAGGACUACUUUUAUCAAUUCAACACCAGCUCCCGAUGA